This is a messenger RNA of Micropterus dolomieu (smallmouth bass), 6119 nucleotides long. RefSeq names its product cadherin-2-like. Gene Ontology annotation, molecular function: cadherin binding; calcium ion binding. Gene Ontology annotation, cellular component: neuron projection; plasma membrane; adherens junction. Lineage: Eukaryota; Metazoa; Chordata; Actinopteri; Centrarchiformes; Centrarchidae. The coding region runs from base 303 to 2918 and encodes 871 amino acids. The transcript is spliced from 17 exons. The record is from RefSeq and is a predicted model, not a curated record. Gene Ontology annotation, biological process: synapse assembly; multicellular organism development; brain development.
AUGCUUGACUUUUGUUGGGCUGUAAUCCAGUUCAGCCAGAGAGACUGAGACCCGUAGCGUUGUUUUUCUUGUGUGGCAGAAAACCAAAUAAGUGUCAAUCAGUGGAUAUGGCUUCAGUCCAGGGAACUACAUGGGUGGGGAUGUGGGGUGCUCGGCUCCCCUGAAAGAGACAUCAGCUUCCCAGAAAGCCUCAUUUGAGAAAUGUUGUUGUUCUGGCUGGAGAGGACAAGCGUUCGUUGUCAAGCAAGCAGGGGCCGUUGCCAUGCACAAGGGGCUUUACUCAGAAGGAAUACAUCAUCGAAAUGGACCAAGAGCUGGCAGAGGGACAAGCCGUCCUCAACGUGAGCUUCAUGAACUGCGGUGGAGGGAAGGUGUGGUUCGAGGAUGGAGAUUCUUCUGACUUCAGGGUGAGUGAGGAUGGUGUCGUCUACACCCUGCGGCGCCUCAGCCUGGUGGGAAAGGGAAAAGUCGCGGUGGCGGUCUACGGCCGAGACCUGCAGUCCAAACAGAUCUGGAAGACGAUAGUGCAUCUCCACGUCCGUCCAAAUGACAACGGCUCAGGACAUGAACAGGUAAAGCCCAGUGAUGCAACACUGACUCAGCGGGUACCAGAGAUCUUGUUUCCAUGGCGCAGCGUGGUUGUCAGGGGUGAUGGCACUCUGAGGCGGGUAAAGAGGGACUGGGUCAUUCCGCCUAUCAACGUCCCCGAGAACUCACGAGGACAGUUCCCUGAGGACCUAGUCAGAAUCCGCUCAGACAGGGAUAAGAACCGGAUGCUGCGUUACAGUGUGACGGGCCCCGGGGCUGACCAGCCUCCGACUGGCAUCUUCAUCAUCAACCCAAUCUCAGGCCAGCUGUCUGUCACCAAGCCUCUGGACAGAGAGCACAUCUCCAACUUCCAUCUGCGAGCCCAUGCAGUGGAUCUGAAUGGGAAUCAGGUGGAGAACCCCAUCGACAUUGUCAUUAAUGUCAUCGACCAGAACGACAACAGACCAGAGUUCACACACACUAUCUUCAACGGCUCAGUACCGGAGGGAUCCAAGCCUGGAUCCUUUGUGAUGACAGUGACAGCAGUGGACAAGGAUGAUCCAAAAACUGCCAAUGGGAUGCUGCGAUACAAGAUCCUCUCCCAGAAUCCCCAGAGCCCCUCCUCCAACAUGUUCACCAUUAACAACAAGACCGGUGACAUCAUCACUGUGGCAGCGGGCCUCGAUCGGGAGAAAGUCACCCAGUAUACCCUGAUCAUCCAGGCGACGGACAUGGAGGGAAACCCCACCUACGGCCUGUCCAACACGGCCACCACUGUCAUCAGGAUCACCGAUGUCAAUGACAAUCCCCCUGAGUUCACCACAGACACAUUCUUCGGGGAGGUUUAUGAGAACAGGGUGAACGUGAUCAUUGCUAACCUGACUGUGACGGAUAAAGACCAGCCUCACACUCCAGCCUGGAGCACUGUGUACCGCAUCAUCGCUGGAGACCCCACUGGACGCUUCUCCAUCCCCACUGACCCCACCACCAACGAGGGCCUGCUCACUGUGGUCAAGCCCGUAGAUUUUGAGCUGACCCGUUCCUUCAUGCUGACAGUGGAGGCAGAGAAUGAAGUCCCGCUGGCCCGCGGUAUUCACCUGCCUCGUCAAUCCACAACAACUGUCUCUGUACGAAUCCUGGACAUCAACGAGAGUCCAGAAUUUAGCCCCAACCCCAAGUCCAUCAAACUGGAGGAGGGUCUGCCUGCCGGGUCUCUUCUCACCACCUUCACUGCCCAGGACCCCGACCGCUUCAUGAGACAAAGUGUCCGGUACUCCAAGAUGUACGACCCUGCCAACUGGCUGGAGAUUGACCCGGUUAACGGUCGGAUUUCUACCAUCGCCAUCCUUGACCGAGAGUCUCCCUACGUCAAGAACAACCUCUACAAUGUUACCUUCAUGGCUUCUGAUAACGGUAUCCCACCUGCCAGCGGGACAGGUACCCUUCAGAUGUACCUGCUGGACAUAAACGACAAUGCACCACAUGUGUUCCCCCCUGAGGUGGAAAUGUGUGAGAAGCCAGAUCCUAACGCUAUCAACGUCACAGCCAGUGACUCCGACCUGACCCCUAACGCUGGACCGUUCGCCUUCGAGUUGGCCAUUCGUCCAUCAGAUGUACGCCGCAACUGGACGCUCAGUCGUGUCAAUGGUGAGUACGCCCAGCUUCGACUGCGGAUCGGCUCCCUGGCCAGUGGAAUCUACGAGGUUCCUAUCAUGAUCACAGACUCUGGCAACCUGCCCAUGUCCAACACGUCCUACCUGAGGGUUAAGGUCUGCCAGUGUGAUCACCAUGGAGACUGUGUAGACAUGGAGCGAAUCAUUGCUGCUGGACUGGGUACCGGAGCCAUCAUCGCCAUCCUCAUCUGUAUCAUCAUACUAUUAGUGCUGGUGCUGCUGUUUGUGAUGUGGAUGAAGAGGCGGGAUAAGGAACGUCAGGCCAAGCAGCUCCUCAUUGACCCAGAGGACGACGUCCGAGACAACAUCCUCAAAUACGACGAGGAGGGAGGAGGAGAGGAGGACCAGGACUACGAUCUGAGUCAGCUGCAGCAGCCUGAUGCCCUGGAGCCAGAGUGUGUCAAGGUGGGGAUCAGACGCCUCGAUGAGAGGCCCCUCCAUCAUGACCACCAGUACCCUGUCCGCUCUGCAGCCCCCCACCCAGGAGACAUAGGAGACUUCAUCCACGAGGGCCUGAAGGCAGCAGACAACGACCCCACCGCCCCCCCCUAUGACUCCCUGCUGGUGUUUGACUAUGAGGGCAGCGGCUCCACUGCUGGCUCCCUCAGCUCCCUGCACUCCUCCUCAAGCUGCGGAGACCAGGACUACGACUACCUUGGCGACUGGGGGCCACGCUUCCGCAAGCUGGCCGACCUGUAUGGCGGAGGGGAUGAUUAGCACCCAAAACCCCCACCAACAACAACCACCCUCCCAACCCCAUGCUUGCUCCAAGGCUCAGGUGGUGGGUGGGGUUAAAGAAAGAGGAUAUGGGGUAAACAUGGGGUAUGGAUCGGCACUUCUGUAUUACUACGGGACAGCUUGUAAAGAGACUUGCUGCCCCUUGACGACGGUUGAUGACACUAGGGACCAUUCUGACUCCUAGCCUAGCAAGGCCUGGCAACAGCUAGCAUUCAGGCUAAUGGACAUUAUCAUCUGAGCGUUAGCCCCUGUGCUAACAAAUGUGAGCAGCCAGAACAGUGCGCUCAGUGGGGAUGUCUCGUUGAUGGUUAAGAGCUACGACAGCCAUGCUACAGACGCUCAUUUACACUUGAAUCUCACAGUACAGGAGCACUGGGGUCAAACGUGCCUUUUUGUACAUUCUUUUGAUUGUGUUCAGUCUCGAUUCUGUACGUUGCUUUAAAGCUCCCGGUGUUUUGCAACGGCAACUGGAGGAGCACUUCGCCAUGAUAAUGAGUGCUUGUGAAAGUAUGUGUGUGUGUGUGGGUUUCACCUCAUUACCUGUAUGUGUGUGUGAUUGUGUGUGUGAGUCAUUUCCACAGAGACACUGGAUGGACACUCUAAAGGGCAAAGACUACUAAGAGAUGCCUUGGAUGAUCCUACCAGCAAAAAACAUGGCUUUACUGUACAGCUCUGGGUGUUAAGGUUUUCUUUUUUCCAUCGAAUUCAGUCCAAAAAUUAUAAUUACUCUCCCAACGGUCUCCAAGUUUUGUCUGUUACACACAGUCCUUUACUGAUGCCUGAAGUGGUAUUAUCCCUCACCAGAAUCACAGCUGAGGCAAUGGACCACCUCUCUCUGUGAUACAUUUGUCUCGUGGUCUCCGUGGCUUUUUGAAGUGCAUGUCUGUGUGCAUAAACCGCAGGCUGAUUUCACUGCAUUGCUCUGGUAUUAAUGUGACUGCCCGUGUUAACAAAGCCAGCUGAGAUCAGAACGUUUUCAUUUCCUCUCUGCUCCCCCACACUGUUUUUUCUCUGCAAACUCUGAUCAUUCCACAUCACAUCACGUCAAAGCUUUGAUUGAAUAGCUAUAAAGAAUGCCUGCCUCCCCUGGCUUUCAACAUUCUUAGAUAGUUGAGGACAUUUAGUGCCACAAUGAACUUAAAUUAUUUGAUGCGGGAGAUUUUUUACAAGCAGAAAUUGUUAUUUGUAGUGCAGUUUAAAUAUUGUGGUUAUGUCCUUGCUGCCCUUUAAGAAAUUGGAACUUAAAGUGGGAUUUAGUUUGGCUUACAUGCGGGAUGACAAAAUACUGCCACAAACUGGUGAAAAACACGAUAAUAAAAUAUAAUUUCCAUGUACGUGUUGGUGCAGAUGGAGGAAAACAGAAAGCAAAAACAACAAAAAAGAAUAAAGGCCACAAGCAAAAAAAAAAGUUAAUCUAAAAACAUUUGGAGCACGUUUGGUUGCAGAGCAACAGUAAGAUCUAUGCAAUGACAAAUAAAUACAGAUUCCCAUCAUGAAGAGGAUAAAAUAAGUAGUGAAAUUUGUAAUGACUACGACUGAGAGAGCGAGGUUGAGCAGACAUGUUUGUAUUUACAAAUGAAAAUGUAUGUUUGAUGAACUGCUUGUGAAUGGAAUAUAAAGUGACUGACAGGUGGCUAAGUCAGCUGCUUAAAAUGACCAGUGCCGCACCUUUGGCCUGCAUUGUCUGGAUCUGCAGCAGAACGGUACAAGGGUGAAAGACCAGAAUGUGAAACAGCCAGAAAAGCCAUUAACCAAACUGCUCGCUCUACUUCUGCAAAUACAUAUUUCUCUAUAGGAUUUCAGGAAUUAAGUUGAAUAAGUUAAGGAGAUAAGUGGGUAAGUGUUGGACCAGUUUGGUCGAGAGCCAGUUAUUUUGAAAACUUCUGGCCAGAUUUUCAUGACAUUUUACAUGCAUAUUCAUGGUCCGUUGUGAUAGACAAAAUAGAAAUUUAAAGGUACAGAAAACAUAGAAUCACAUUUUUUGUAUAUUAUACAUUAUACUAACAUGGCAGACCGUGGGAGGUAAUGGGAAUCUCACAGCCAUAAAUGGUUUGAGCUAAAGGAGAAGGACUGGAACUGAACAUCAACAAUAAAACCACAUGGGAAGUUUGUUGGAACUGUGAUACACCUGAGUAGCAGACCGACUAAAGCUUCAGCUACACCAAAAAACAUGAAUACUUCUCAUGAAUGACAAAACAAGGUCUGCAUUUGUUGGUUUGUAUUUAUGGGAGCAUUGUGUAGCAUUCCAUGUCUGCUCAAGGCUACAGCUAUAACAGUGAAAUAUGCGUAGCUAACAAAUGCUCUAUCAAUUACCAUACUGGCCUAUUAUAAGGUGAAAUCGUAUUAUUAAUGUAAAUCCCUUGCGUGUAGCUUGUUUAAAUAAGUGUUCGUGUGCAGUUCAUUUGUCAUUCUUUUCAGCAGUCACAUGGUCAAACACUCUGCUGCUGUGAAUAUGGAAAUGUCUUGGUUUUCAAAUAUAAUACGGGGUGUUAUUUCAUAUUUCAUAUCCAGAAAAAAUAUUGUAUUAUAAUUUGGGUCAAUACCAUAAUUAGUGUAAUUGUUAUAAACUCACCAAUUUUGUACCUUUAAAAAUGAACGGCCAAACAGCCGUGCCAUGUUGACUUCAGGACCAGUGUUACAUUGGGUUUCAUGGCUGUAUGACCUGCAUUUCUUCCUGUCCCAGCCUCUGACAGUGUUGUGGUGGGUUAUUUAUUAGUAGGAGGCAGAUGUUGGUCAAACCCAGAGCUGUACAAAAGAGCUUCAUAUUUUUGCCAGUUUGGUCUUCCAAAGCAAGUGAGAAGACAUGUACAGUAAUGCUAGACUUUAGAUAGAUACCUUCUGGUUUUGUUUUGCUUUUAUCACAAUGUAACUUAUGCAGCUGAUUGCUACAUGUAAUAAAGGGAGACAUCAGUCCUUGUUUUGUAGCAAAGAUACUUCUCGAUACUCUGCUGUGGUGGAUUAAAUACAAAAAAAGGCAAUGUUUCUUCUGUCUGCUGAUGAUUUGCCUUAGUGUUCUCUGGUACUCUCCAACUGGCUACUCACUGUAAACUGAAAUAUGUACAGAUUGUAUUUUUUUCUCUUGUUGUUCUUUUGGCUGUGGUCUAUGAAAAUGACAUGCUAAUAUCCUGAAUCCUUGUAUAUGUGUAAUUUGGAUUACAAAUUAAAACGUUUUUGCAUGUU